CAUGUGUCUCCCCAAAACAAGGAGGUGAUGAUCUGGUGGUUUCUGAAUGUCGAGGUGAUUCGGGGAGGGGAGGGGCCGGUGAUGUCAGUGGAUGGCGGGGCCUCGCAUUCCCACAGUGGCACGCCAUGACUCUGGCACCCACCACUGGGAGACCAGGAGGCACCUGGGAGCCAGACCCCACGAGGGCCUUGUGCUGAUGUGGCCUGCGAGUAUGGGUUUCCCCGCCCCGUAACAGACCCACCUCUGCAGCACAGGGUACCCCCCUCCCUACCCCCAACUGGCCCAUCCACCAUUUAUAGCCCAGAACAGGGGCCGUGUAGAUGGAGCAAGGGCUCUACAGACCGGCUGGAUUCAAAUCCACGCUCUGCUCUUUCUGAGCUGGUGACCUUGGGCAAGCUACGUCACCUUUCCGUGCCUCAGUGUCCUCAUCAGAAAGGUGGAAGUCACAGUAGUGUCUACCUCCAUGGGUCCUUGUGAGGAGCAGAGUCGGUUCACGUAAGGACUUAGAACAAAGCCUGGCACGUAAGUACUCCUUCUCUCACAAGUUCGUUCACCAGGUAUUUAUUUAAGAGGCACUUGCGGAGCCUUUAUUAUGUAACAAAUUAGGGACUUUCAGACUCGUCCUACCUAAAGUUCGAGGUCACAUGUAGACCACAGGAUUCCAAUCUCCCAGAAAUUCCAGUCCUUAGAACACAAAUAUUUGCAGAACUGAAAGGACUCGAAGAUACCCUUCCUUCCACAAACAACGAAACCGAGGUCAAGAACGGGGAGGGGCUCAGCCGAGAUCUCACGAUGUUAGGAGUAAAGGCAGGAACUUGAACCCAGGUUUCUCCCCCUCCUUCCCCUCCUUCUCUCUUCAACGAUAUGAGCUCCCGCUCUGUGCUGAACGUUAGCCCAGGCAAUGCAGCGGGCAUAACAGACAAGCAUCUGUUCUCACGGAGCUGAAGUCUCGCUAGGGGCAGACACCACAGUGAAGGGGUGGUUGCAAUAGUUCGUUCAUUCAUUCAUUCAUUCAUUCAUGGGGCAAACUCCCAGGUUAUGUGACUGCACGCCGCCCUCAAUGUGUGGAACUUUCAGCCCUGAACUAAAUGCCCAGUCUGGUGGGAAUCGUGGUCCUUGUUUUCCAUACUUUUCCCAACUAGGAUGUUUUUCUCUCGGCCCAGGUGGCCCUGACACUCCACCAUGACCUCACCAGACCCAACUUCACCCAAGUGAUUGGUUCCAACGUCCCCCUACUCUGCUUGGCUGACUCCCAGCCCCCUGCCCGGUACAUACGGAGCAUCAGUGGGAUCCCCGGGCCUGAUGGCCGGACCCUCUUCAUUUCCAGUCUCUCCAGGGUCUCGGAGGUCUAUACCUGCAGGGCCUCAAACUCCAUUUCCAGCUCACACAGCAGCGUGGACGCCGACAUCACCGUCUCAGCCUCACUUUUGACCAUGUGGAGUCUGCCAGCUGCAGUCCAGCUCACCUUUGAGGCCAACCCACUUACCACCAUCCAAAGUGAGAAGGAUGUCGUUCUGUCUAUGUUUGGGACCCCCCCUCCCCGGGGACCCCAGACUCAUCGUAGAUUCAGAGUGCUGGCCAGACCCACCAUUGCAAUCAGCCAGGACACUGCCACAGAACAGAGGGAAAACCUGACCUUCUGCUGUAGCACCCAGGAUGCUGAUGUUACCAUCCACUGGGUCUUCAACGAUCUCCCCCUGGUGUUCCAUGAGCGCAUGCAGCUGUCCACAGAUGGCAAGACCCUCACCAUCCUCACUGUACAGCGGGAAGACUCUGGGACUUACAAAUGUGAAGCCCAGGCUUUCCACCAGGUCCGGAGCAGUGCUCCCACCUUCCUGACUGUGAACUAUGGUCCUGACCCCUUUGAAAUCAAGUUGGCGUCUGGCGUGUCCAGAGGGGAGGUGGUUGAAGUGAUAGAGGGCUCCACUGUGAGCUUCUCCGUGGAAACACAGUCUCAUCCUCGCCCUGCCUAUACCUGGUUUCUCCCCUAUGACUCCAUCCCACCUCCCACCAUGAGUUUGUUCGCCAUCCAAGCUGUGUCCCGGGAACAUGAAGGCACAUACAGGUGCUUGGUAUCCAACGGUGCUACCCACCUGCUUCGCCUGGGUGCUCUUACUCUGACCACAGGGAAGGUCCUGGCUCCUGAAACGCUGACCAAGCCUCACAUUGCGCCCCCAAGCCUGAAUCUCGUGGAAAAUGCCAGCUCCGUGGCCCUGACCUGCCAGACCCCCCAUGAGGGGGCUGGAGUCCUGUGGCUCCUGAGGGGCCAGGCUCUCCUGCCCAGCGAUCACCUGGUGCUGUCGGCUGACAACAGGAGCCUGGUCAUCCACGGCCUCCGGCGGGACGACACAGGACCCUAUGAGUGUGAGGUCUGGAACUGGGGCAGCCGGGCACGAAGCGAGCCCUUCAGGCUCGCCAUGAGCUACGGCCCUGACCGAGUGGACAUCACCAGCGGGUCUGCGCCCGGGGUGGUCGGCACCGUGGAGGCCGAGCUCAACUCCAGCCUGACCCUGCGGUGCCGGGCGGAGUCCCAGCCGGGCGCUGAGUUUCACUGGACCCUUGAACAGUCCACCGCUGUGCAUGCGGGGCAGGUGCUGAUCAUCCGGGCCCUGACCUGGGAGCGCCAGGGGAUCUACGGCUGCACGGCCUCCAACCCGCUGACCCAGCUGGCCCGCUCUGCCUCGGUCCGGGUCAGAGUGGUAGGCCCCCAGUCAUCCCUGUCUGCAGGAGCCAUUGGUGGCAUUGCUAUCGGGAUCCUGGCUGUCAUUGCCCUGUCCGCAGGGCUGGGCUGUUUCCUCUGCAUCAGAAAUGCCAGACGGUUCUCAAGGGAAAAAGCAGAGGACCCCAUCCAGGAGGCAGCAACACCCACCUCCGAGGAGGAGCCCCAUGCAGAGUCCUGUUCCAAUUGGCUGAGCCCCAUGUAUGCCAAUUUACCCAAACCUCAAGGACAGGUUGGAGUCAGAAAGAUGCUGCCACCAGCUCCCCCAGAGCAGUUUUAUGAGAAGGAGCCGCCAUCAGUAACCCCCGGGAACGAUUCUCAUGGCCCCAGAAAACCAUCGCCCGAAGUUACAUUGGAUCCAUUGGUCCCCACUCUACCGAAAGGAAACGCAGAAUCACACUAUGAGGUGCUUGUGAAUCCAGAACGCAACAUCUACGGCCAAAUCAACCCCUCAGUCUAAUGGAGGGAGAUUUCCCUUCUCCAGAAAUCCUACAGAAAUCACGCUCAAUCACA
This is a messenger RNA of Herpailurus yagouaroundi (jaguarundi), 3232 nucleotides long. It is a transcript of the gene CEACAM20, whose product is annotated as CEA cell adhesion molecule 20. The record is from RefSeq and is a predicted model, not a curated record. NCBI's taxonomy places the organism in Eukaryota, Metazoa, Chordata, Mammalia, Carnivora, Felidae. Gene Ontology annotation, biological process: heterophilic cell-cell adhesion. Gene Ontology annotation, cellular component: cell surface.